This is a messenger RNA of Vollenhovia emeryi, 539 nucleotides long. RefSeq lists its product as uncharacterized. Bases 57 to 527 code for a protein of 156 amino acids. NCBI's taxonomy places the organism in Eukaryota, Metazoa, Arthropoda, Insecta, Hymenoptera, Formicidae. The transcript is spliced from 3 exons. The record is from RefSeq and is a predicted model, not a curated record.
AUUUUUGUGCUUGCUUGUGUAAUUUUGUCAUUUUUAUCACUUCCACGAAAGAAGCAAUGUCAUUGAAAUUCAAAUGUGGAUAUUGUGGCUGGAUUCUUUGGGACAAAAAUGGGACAAUAUCACAUGGUUGCUUUAAAAAUUGUAAAGAGUUAAUAAUGGACGAAGAUAGAAAUCUCUUUAGAAAAGAUUCUUUAGAAACAAAUGUGGAAAAUGAGACUUAUGGAAGCGGCACUGCCUGUAUUGAAGAAAGUAUUACCUACGAGAAAGAAAAUGUCCCAGAGAAUAUUGAAGAAUGUAUUACCCACGAUACAGAAAGAUUAGAUGAAGAUUUAAUAAGUGCAGUAAAAGAGCGACCAGCUUUAUAUGAUUUUCGUAUGCCAGUCAAAGAGCGAGGAAGGAAACAAAAGGACUGCUUGUGGCAAGAAGUCAGCAAAUGUUUGAAAGGUAGAAUUUACAUUUACAUAUUUCCUUACAUGUUUAUUCAUUUGCGAGGUUUCACACACACACACACACAUAUACAAUAUUAACAUACAUAUUGC